Molecule: messenger RNA, 1602 nt
Organism: Zasmidium cellare ATCC 36951
Lineage: Eukaryota; Fungi; Ascomycota; Dothideomycetes; Mycosphaerellales; Mycosphaerellaceae
Exons: 2
Source: RefSeq, a predicted model, not a curated record
AUGUCACGCCUUACCUCGAGCUAUAUAUCGAAUUACAAGGCCGUCACGGCGUGCAUCCAGCCGACUGCUGACCCUCCCAUCGCACACUUCCCCUCCUACACACGCACAUGUCUCUUGCUAUCGAUACCCCAUCGCCCUCCGCCCUCCGCCCCCUCCGCCCCGGCCAUGGCGUCGUCGCUGGCCCUGACGCUGGACGUGUCGAGUCCGGACGCAUCGCCCAACCUUACCGUGUUGCGCUUCGCGGCCGGUUUCUACCACGAUGUGCGGGCGUGCAGUGGGGCGCAUGAGGUGCAGGCGCUGCAUCGCAGAUAUCGCGACCGGAUCCUGGCCGUGGAUGGCCUCGCCGCCAACAUCGCCGCCGCCCUGCGCCCGCUGCUGCAGACCGACGAGCCCGCGGCGCUGCGGACGGCGAGCGAAGCCCGACGCUGGGCCGAACUGGACGAGGUCGCCCAGCGCGCAACCAACAAGCGCGACCGCGAGAGCCAGAAGCUGCGGUGCCAGUCGGCCAUUGUGGCCGCCUGGGGCCCGGACGUCUUCCACCACUACGGCUGGCAAGACCUGCCCCUCGACCUCGUGCGCCGCCUGCACGACCUGGCUGUGCUGAUGCCGCGGUGGGAGGAGGUGGUGCAGGUCCUCAACUCCUACCUGCUCGCCCGCCACGAGUCGCGCGUCCUGCACGGGCGCAACCGUGACUUUCGCAUCGGCGAGCACUCGACCAGCUCGACCGUGCAGGACCCCCGCUCGCCCGUCGAACGCAGAGACAUCUUGGCCGCCCUGGAGUGGGCUCGCGAAAAGGCCCGCUCCCCCGAGGCCCGCUGCCGCGUGCGCAACGCCGUCCUCGAAAUCGACGGCACCCCGAUCAAGCACUUCGGCCUCCAGCGCGAUGCCUACGGCAUGGUCGUCCCCUCCGCCGCCCUCCCGCCCGCCGGUCCACGACCGACCUUCCCCGGCCUGCUCCGCCGUCCAGCUGCAACGCCCCCCGGAGCCGACGAGGGAGAUUCCGAGGAACACAACCCAGAGCGUGCGCGCAGUAGGCGGCGUCGUGCCGCCGGACAGAGCUCCGAUGACGAGCGUGGGCCUUCCGUGACCUCUGGCGAAGCUAGUCCCUCGGCCGAGCUGGCUCUGGCCCGGUGGCGCGCGAGCGGCGCCGCUGAUGUCGCCUUGUCCUCCCACUCGAGCCCGUCGGCAAGGACGGGUCCCAUUGCGCCGCCACUCCGGCUUCUGAACGACGCUUCUGCAGGCAAGGCGCCGCCACGCAGGAAAAGACUGCGGCAGUCCGCCGAGAGCCCGGGGAGCGAGUCCCAGGAAGACGAAACCGAACGUGAUGGUCCGAGCCCUCACAAACGGCCGAGGACGUCAAGUGCCGAGACACUUCCCAAUCAAUCGGACCUGCCGCCGAGGCAGACCCGCCGCCCCUCCACGCCCAGCGAUUACGUGCCUAGAGCACCCGCUCCCAGCAACGCCGAGCCAUCCCACCCCGUCGCUGAGCAAGGAAGCUCGAGCGACGACGAAGAUGAAGAUGCAGAGGCCGCACAAGAUGAUCGCACACCCACAGCAACUGCCGCCAUUGCACGAGACCCGGCGAAGCGACGCCCCGACGCG